Chrysochloris asiatica (Cape golden mole) is the source of this 579-nucleotide messenger RNA. It is a transcript of the gene IFNL3, whose product is annotated as interferon, lambda 3. The record is from RefSeq and is a predicted model, not a curated record. Bases 1 to 579 code for a protein of 192 amino acids. Gene Ontology annotation, biological process: defense response to virus; cell surface receptor signaling pathway via JAK-STAT; positive regulation of immune response. NCBI's taxonomy places the organism in Eukaryota, Metazoa, Chordata, Mammalia, Afrosoricida, Chrysochloridae. Gene Ontology annotation, molecular function: cytokine activity. The transcript has 5 exons.
AUGGCCGUGGGCUGCCUGCUGAUGCUGAUGGCCACUUUGCUGACCAUGACAGGAGCAGCUCCCACCCCCACCCCCAGCAGAGCCCUCCUGGAUACAAGGGGCUGCAACAUGGCCAAGUUCAAGUCUCUGUCCCCUCAGGAGCUGCGUGCCUUCAAGAGGGCCAAAGAUGCCCUUGAAGAGUCGCUCUUGCUGAAGAAGUGGAGCUGCAGCUCCCAUCUCUUCCCCAGGACCUGGGACCUGAGGCAGCUGCAGGUAUGGGAGCGCCCUGUGGCCUUGGAGGCUGAGCUGGCCCUGACACUGAAGGUCCUGGGGAAUGUGGACAACUCAGCCCUGGGGCCCAUCCUGGACCAGCCCCUUCACACACUGCAUCACAUCCAUUCUGAGCUCCGGGCCUGUGUUCCUGCUCAGCCCACAGCAGGCCCCAGACCCCAGGGCCGCCUCCACCGCUGGCUGCACCGGCUCCAGGAGGCCCCGAGGAAGGAGUCCCAGAGCUGCCUUGAGGCCUCUGUCACAUUCAACCUCUUCCGCCUCCUCAUACGGGACCUGAAAUGCGUCGCCAGUGGAGACCAUUGCGCAUGA